Molecule: messenger RNA, 5010 nt
Organism: Micropterus dolomieu (smallmouth bass)
Lineage: Eukaryota; Metazoa; Chordata; Actinopteri; Centrarchiformes; Centrarchidae
Product: E3 ubiquitin/ISG15 ligase TRIM25-like
Exons: 13
Coding region: 38-2194 (718 amino acids)
Molecular function (GO): protein binding; zinc ion binding
Source: RefSeq, a predicted model, not a curated record
GAGGGGAAUUAUCAUUCACCUCACCUGAAGUCUCAUCAUGGCCGAAGUGGACGAGAGUCAGUUUUCUCUGUUGAGUCUGGAGGAUGAGCUGACCUGCAGCAUCUGUCUGAGUACCUUUGACUGUCCGGUGACCAUCCCCUGCGGACACAACUUCUGCCAGGACUGCCUCCUCGCCACCUGGAAGGAGUCCUACAGCUGCCCCCAGUGUCGGACCCACUUCGCCACCAAACCCGAGCUGAAGAAGAACACGGUCCUCAGCACCGUGGUGCAGACCUUCAACUUGAGGUCGACCAAGAGCGAGGCCAGCCCGGCCGAAGAGGAGAGCAAGGCCAAGAAAGAGGAAGUCAUACGCUGUGAUGCCUGCAUGGAAGCAGAAGCAUCGCAGACCUGCCUUACCUGCAUGGCCUCUUUCUGUGAGGAGCACCUGCGCCCUCACCGGGAAAACCCAAUUUUCCGUCUCCACCAGCUGAGUGAGCCUGUCGGCGACCUGUUGGAGCGUAUCUGCCCGGACCACCACAAGAUGAUGGAGUUCUUCUGCACCCAACAUGGCCGACCAAUCUGCAGCCUCUGCCUCCAACAAGUCCACAAAGGCUGCCCCUUCAUGUCCCAUGAGGAGCAGAGGAACAUGAAAGAGUCUGACCUGAGAGGCAAGUUGGGUUUGCUGGAUGGGAAGAUCACCAAUAAUGUGGCUGUUAUGUCUCAAAUGAGGGACAUGCAGAACCAGCUGAAGGACUCCGCGACCAACAGGAAGAAAGCUUUGUCAGCUGAGUAUCAGCAGAUGCGGGAUAUGUUGGCCCGAGAUGAGCGUGAGGCUCUGAGUGCAGUUGACCGCGAACUGCAGAGUGGUCAGACCAAACUGAACGGUCUCACAAAGAGGUUCACUGAGAACAUUGAUAGUAUGAGUAAAGCUAAAGAAGAUAUCCACAGUCUGCUGAGUCAGUCCCAAACUCUGGCCUUCCUACAGGCCUCAUUUGACCUGCCCCAAGCUGCGAGCUUUGACCCUCACACCCCUCGAAUCAGCCUGGACUCCAAGAAGGUCACAGCAACACAGGGCUUUGCUGCUGCCCUGAAGGAGUAUCUGACAGAGCUCCUUAAACAGCCUGUUGAGGCCAGACUGCUGACGCUUAAACCAGGUGAAUGUGCAGGGGAAAAAGCAGCUCCUGCUCCAGGACCUGAACGUACUGGAUCUCAGCCGAAAUCUGAAGAGUCUCAAAAGCAGAAAGCAAAGCCCAGGUCCCACAGUCCAGGUCGUCCACCCAUCCAGCCAUUGAUCCGACCACCUGGACCUGUUUAUAUGGGACAACUUGGAGGCUGGAAUACAUCCCAGUAUACACGUGAUCUCAACAUGGGCGUUUUUGCAACUGGCAUAAGAGCAGCUUCUGUCUCAGGAUUUACAUUCUCUGAGCCGCAAUGGGCUUUUCCAGGGCAGGUUAGACUUCCCAGGCCCUGCAGUCCAGAUCCAGGUUCUCAACCCAAAGUAGGCCAAAAGAAGAAGAAAGAAAAGCAAACCAAAAAAGCCCAAUCCACAGGAAACGAUAAGGCCCGUUCAAUGGAAAACCUGUUGUCGUUAGAGGGGAAAGGUGAACCUGCAGCUGAGCCAGAAACUUCAGACAUUCCCCCAAACAUAACAUCUGCGGAAAAAAGAAGCGAACUUUUGAAAUAUGGAACUGUACUCACUUUGGAUCCGAAGACGGCCCACAAACGUAUCACACUGAGUGAAGGCUUCACUAAAGCCUCUGUGUCAGAUGAACACACAAACUACCCUGACUGCCCUGAACGCUUCGCUGUCUGCUCCCAGGUGCUCACCUCUAAGGGUUUUUCUAGAGGACGCCAUUACUGGGAAGUCCGACUGAGCAGCAGCAACUUCAUUGGCAUUGGCUUGGCUUACAACAGCAUUGACCGCAAAGGUCCGACCAGUCGACUGGGUCGUAACGCCCAGUCCUGGUGUGUAGAGUGGUUUAACGUCAAGCUGUCAGCCUGGCAUAAUAGCAGUGAGACCGUGCUGGUCAAUCCCAAUCCAAAGCGCAUAGGUGUGCUGUUGGAUUGUGAGGGGGGCACUGCUACGUUCUAUAACGUGGCAGACAGGGCAUAUCCCUUCCACUCAUUUGUGUUCCCCUUUGCUGCAGCUGUGUAUCCAGCUUUCUGGAUUUUCUCAAGUGGCUCCUCCAUUUCUUUGUGCAAGCUGCAGGCAUGAGGAGCAUUUUCACAGAAAUGGCAUAUGCAGGCACACACACAGAUGUCAGCCAUUUCUCCUAAUUACUAUCAUUAAUAAAUGAAAAGAAAACUUUCCAAGUUUUAUUUGUAAAGCCAGUUCUGAAUAUUUGUAACAUUGGUUAAAAAAUAUGUGGCUGACCAAUUAUAUCCCCCAGCUAACUGCUUUGUGUUGACUUUGUUUAAAAUGUUGUACAGUUGCAACUAAAUGGCACUUUGUGUUGUUUGGAUGGGUCAGGUGAAACAAUGAGCAUCCCACUGUUAGUGUUUUACUGCUAAGUAACUUUCUGUUAGGUCUGCUUUAAACCAAAAAUAAUGAAGGAACAGAUGGUUCUUCUACACCUGCCUUAGAAUAAAGCAGACAUCUUGCAGUGUCACAACUGGAUGGCUUGCCAUAGCUGAUGUACAAUAACUGCUGUUGUUGGAUAUGCUAGCUGUGAUUUACUGCUGAAUUUGUGGUUAUGUGACUACAGCAAUGAAGCUGGCUAUCAGAAGCCAGGGAAAAGCAUUAUACCAUGUGUGUAUAAACUGCAUCGCAGGUGAUUAUGAUGCACAUAUGUAUCCUAAUCACUACAUUUUUAAAAACAAGAUCAAACUUUGAUUUCUGCAAUUAUUUGCAGAAGGAAUAAAAAGAAUACUGUUUGAUGGUGAAAGAGGAGCAGGAUAAAUAAUCAGGCACUGAGUAAGAGACCAACAACUGAAGUAAAAAGUCAGUCACUUUCAGCAAGCUGCCUUGAUGGGAUGAAGCUGGGAGCAGUGGUAGCUGGGUUUCCUUGUGUUGGUUUAAAUUUUCAGAGAUCUGAUCUGCUUCCUCCUCACUCCAGAUUUAAAACAGAAUACAUAACACACACUGUACACAUAGUGCACAGCUUGUGUGUCUCCUGUAUUAACUACAUAUUUUUUUUUAUUGUACACUGUCAAAGAGUUAAGACAGGGGAAAUAAGUGAUAGUCUCCAGCAUAGUGUAUCAGUAGUGUGUUAUGAUAUGAAGUCUACAUGUGGAAAUUGUUUGGAGUUUGUUGGAGCGUAGCUGUUGAGGUUAUAGGGCUGGGUGAUAUGGCACAACCUUUUCCCCUCAGUAUUUGUCUAAUGAAUCCUUUCUGGUGAUUAUAAAAUCAUUAAGAAGUAUUCGGGCUGCAAUCACACAAUCUUAAUUCUUGUUAUAACUCUUUGUAAAUCCCACAUGUUUCUUUCUUUACUGACAUGCAGAAGUUUCCUUUGAAGGAGUGCUCACAUAUUCCAUGCAUCUGUCCCACUUUAACAAACCAUAGCAUGCAGUGUUGAGUUAACUCAACCAAUGCUGUUGAAAUGGGAUGUCUGUUCCCAGAAGAUUGCCAGGUGAUUGGCUAGGAAUGGACUUGGAGAUGUGACUGGCUUUCCAUUGUACAUCGGCAGUGUACCUUUUAUGGACAAUGUAUUGAAGCUCCUCGUUUUCAUGUCGUAGAAUUAAUUUUUUGUUUCACCCGGCACUAUAUGGUAACAACAGUUUGAGGGAUUCGUCUGGGAACAGAUGUCAUAGGCUCUGUUUUCAUUAAGAUCAAAAGAGUCUCUUUUCCUUUUGUGAUCAUUGUUUUUGGUUGAGUUUGAGCCAGGAAAUAAUGGGAGAGAGAAAACGAUGACAUGCAGCAAUGGUCCUUGGCCAGAUUUAAACCUGGGAUGUCAUGCUUGCAUGGUAUGCCCCAUAGAAAUAAAAUCCUAUAAUUUUAUAUUUAUGGUAGGCACAUUAAAACAACAAGCCAUCAGAAUGCUCUGUUGGCUUUUCCUAAGGUGGUAGUAAGCUGUAGCCUGUAUCUUCACAGGGGUAAAUUAUUUGUUGUGUAAUACAACGUUUACUCCGACCUAUAAGAUGCGUUUGCUGAGGUACACUGGUGACAUUAGUUACAGUGGUUCAUUUACUGGUGUGGUACUACUGGAGAACAUUAGUGGUUUGCCAGUGUGCAUACUCACAACAUACAGUACAUCAGCAGUGAAGUUGGCGGUCUAAACACGGCUCUCCUUGUUGUUCUUUGACAGAGGUAGCCUAAGCGCUAACCUUGCAUUUAAGGAGUUCAGAGAACACUAUUAACUGAUAAGCUGGUAAAGGUUCAGACAUGACUGUGUCAAAGAUUUCUCAGGCAGUUCUGCCAAUGCACUUCAGGUACGGACCUUUUAUUUUUAGGUUAUGUGCCGAUAUUUGAAGGUAUGGUACACCACUGCAUGUAAAGUCUGAACCUGUUGAGUGAAAUCUGCCGUUUUCGCUCUUUACUAUUGCCUAUCAUCACAAUGGAGAAUUGUGGCUUGCGAUACAUAGCUUUGUGAAACGAUUGAGAGCUUAUCCAUACCACAAUGAGUGCCCAAGUACUGAUACUGUGUUGAGACUUGUUUACUCUUACUACCAAGUUUAAAUAACGCAAUGGGUGUGUGUAUGCUUAAAAAAAGAAGAAUUUAUUCCAUGUAACAUUUGACUUCAUUUCUUGGGGCUUCUGUUUGGCUGCAGCAUAUCUUAGAUCAGCCUCAGACUCCAGUGGUUUGCAGAUCAUUUUGUUUGUGAAGUGCUGUUUGUUCAAGUGAAUUGCUCAUUGUUCUUUGCAUCUAUUUUCAAGUGUAAUUCUGGAUUUUACUUUGUAAAAACUACACUGACAAAAGUUAACAUCAAACCAACCUUUGUGUAAAGCUUUAAUGUUCACUUGUUCAGUGUUUAGGAUUUAGCUAAAUGAUAGUGAAGUGCUGGUUAGUACAUUAUGACAUAUCUUCAGUGUACACAGUGGAGAAUGAAUGGAUGAACUUAUUUGUCAUUGCCUUUAAAGUUAUUAAGAUUAUU